AUGGAUGCGAGUCGCCCGCACGCGCUCACAGUGGUGGGCCGCCCCCUCGUGCUGUGGCGGGACGCCUCCCUCUCCUGGCGCUGCUUCCUCGACCAGUGCCCGCACCGCUUAGUUCCCCUCUCUGAGGGUCACAUAGACUCAUCAGGGCGGCUGGCGUGUUCGUACCACGGGUGGGCGUUUGCAGGCAGUGGCACGUGCCAGCUCAUCCCCCAGGCGCCCCAAGACAACCCGGGCCACCCGCCCCGUGCCCUCGCCUCCCCCCGUGCCUGCGCCACAGCCUUCCCCACCAGGGUGUUCCAUGUGAGUGUUCGCACCUUUCUGGCAUUCUCUUUGUGUGGCCGGACAGUGACAGCAGAAGAGGCGGAGCGCACGGCCAUCCCCGAGCCCGAGGGCGUGGACUGGUCGGCCUUUGACGUGGCGCUGUAUGCACGGCGCCUGCCCUACAGCUACGAGAUGCUGGCGGAGAACUUUGCCGACCCGUCGCACCUCUACUUCGCGCACCAUGGCAUCGGCCCUCUGCACCGCGACCAGGGGGCGCCCAUGAAGGAGAUCAGCGUGCAGCGCGUGGGAAACAACGAGGGGGUGGUGAAGGCCAACAGUAAGGGUGUUGUGAAGGGCAGCAGGGGGGCUGGUAUCGGUAGCUGUGGCGCGAAGCGGGGUGAGAGGGCGGAAGCGCCGAGGAGGAAGUCGCUGUGGGGCGAGCAGUUUGCGUCGCAGGCGUGGCGCGCUCACCUCUUCACUCACAAUAUCUUUGACAGUGACAACUACUUUCUGCACUGUCAGGACAUCCUCGUGGGCCACAAAAUCCAAGCCAUUGCCGCCCGUCAUCGCGCCGCUGCCACGGCCAGGGCAAGGGCAGGCGGCAUGACGGAGCAGGAGCAGGAGGCGGCGGAGAGGGCGGGUGAGAGGGCGAGUGCACGGUUCUGGCAGUCGGAGUACUUCCUGCCCGCCCCUGCUGACCUCUUUGUGGUGGCCUUUCGCCAGUGGAUGGGCACGUAUGCGGGCGGCGCGGUAUCCUACCCCCCGGGCUACUCCCUGCCCCCCCAGCCGCUGCCCAAGGCAGUGGUGUUGGACCGAAUGGCCUCCCACACGGCACACUGCACCUCCUGCUCCUCCGCCCUCGCCACCCUGCAGCGCGCACACCUGCUGCUGCCCGCUCUCUCCCUGCUCGCCGCUGCUGCUGCCGUUGCUGUUCCCCUUGCGUUUCCAUCCGCCUCUGUUGUGUUUUCUCUUGUCCUGCUGCUGAUGUCAGCAGCGCUGGCAGUAGCUGCCUGGAAGGUGCACCAGCUGAUCCCGCAGUUCAUCUAUGUCGGCUGGGAUCAUUCCAAAACCUAA
Closterium sp. Yama58-4 is the source of this 1335-nucleotide messenger RNA. The record is from the annotation of a GenBank genome assembly. Lineage: Eukaryota; Viridiplantae; Streptophyta; Zygnematophyceae; Desmidiales; Closteriaceae.